AUGGAGCGGAGCGGUUUCGGCAGCAGCGGCAGCCGCGGGCAGGCAGCGCCUCGCCGUGCCCGGCCCCGGCUCUGCAGGCGGCAGCGGGCAGGCGGCUGGCGGCUGCUGCCCCUGCUCUGCCUGGCACUGGCGCUACCGACCCCGGCCUGGGCACUGCCACACCCCCGACACAGCCUGAGCCGUGAGCUGAGCCGCUCCCGGGAGCUGCUGGAGGCUGCCAACGCCUCCCUCCACCGGCUGAAGGAGGUUGACACUCUGGGCUUUGAAUGUGCCCUUGAAGAAGUUGAUCCUGAAGACAUCACCAAGAAUCAAAUGAACACAAUCAAAGCCUGCAUAGCUCAGGACACGGAGACUGGAAACUGCCUGGGACUGGAACCAUCUGCUUUUGAUCCGAGCCAGUGCCUGCAGGGCAUCUAUCAGGAUCUGAAUGCCUACAGGGCAGAGCUGAAGAACCUCAGCGAUCAAAAGGUGCUGGCAGCUAUUGAUGAGAUGAUGAGAGCCCUGAAGCCCAGCAGCAGCAGCAUCCCGCAGUCACCAGCGAGCAAAGGGCUGAUGUCCUUCAAGGAGAGGAUGAAGCUCUGCAGCAUCCUUCAGGCCUUCCAAAUCCGCUCAGUCACCAUCAACAGGAUGAUGAACUACCUGAGCUCCCCAGAGAGCUCCCUCUGAGCCCCAGAACCGUGGGUAGAUGUUUCACCUGUGGAGCAAAAGAAUGGCAGAGUCACUAUGGAGAUGUCUGGAGGCUUUGAGGAGCCCAGCACCUAACUACUUCCUGGGGUUCCUUAAAAUCCAUGAUCCAGCCUUUGGAGCUCUCAGGUUACACUUCUGGAUCUCUAGGAGAUCAGCUGCAUGAUGUCCCCAAAGCACCAAACACUCCACUGGAAUUUGUCUCCUCUCUUUGUUCCUCAGCUGCAAACUGUCUUGACUGGAAGCUUAUUUAUAACAAUUUAUUUAAUGAGGAUGUUUCUUAUUUCUUCUAUUUAUUGCUUAAAGAAAGUGAAAGCUUGCAUUAAAAAGGGGAA
Messenger RNA from Pogoniulus pusillus (Red-fronted tinkerbird), 1019 nucleotides. It is a transcript of the gene IL12A, whose product is annotated as interleukin 12A. Gene Ontology annotation, molecular function: interleukin-12 receptor binding; growth factor activity. Gene Ontology annotation, cellular component: extracellular region. The transcript has 5 exons. NCBI's taxonomy places the organism in Eukaryota, Metazoa, Chordata, Aves, Piciformes, Lybiidae. The record is from RefSeq and is a predicted model, not a curated record. Gene Ontology annotation, biological process: immune response. Bases 1 to 666 code for a protein of 221 amino acids.